GUGAAUGUUUAUUUAUUUGUGAUUAUUUCCACAGAAAGGUAUAUGGGUUUGUUAGGGUGAUGUGGUGGUGUGUGAAGAUCUGGGGGAACUGCUGAUGAGGUUUUGUUUGCAGCGAUGAAGACGGGAGCUAUGGAAGCUGUCUUGGUUACUCUGAAUAACAACAUCAGUUUCAUGGGUAAGACGUGGUGGGUGUUCACGGUGACCCUCCGCCUCUCCUCCCUCCUCCUCUCGGGCUUCACCCUCUUCUACGACGAGCAAGAUCAGUUUGUCUGCAACACCAUCCAGCCUGGCUGCACCAACGUGUGUUUCGACGUCUUCUCUCCCCUCUCCCUCUUCCACUUCUGGCUGCUCCAGCUCCUGUCCCUGAGCCUCCCUCACCUGCUGUUCCUCACAUACGUCACCCACAGAGUCCUGUCCUCCCAGAGCGUCAGAGCUCCUCGCCGCUCCUCAGAGAGGACACGGACCAGCUCUCUCUCCACCCUGCGCCCAACUCCCUCCAGUGAAACUCACCUCGGCGUCGCCCCUCCGAGCCUCCCGCCGGCCGGUUGGUCCUCGGCCAGCUAUCCAUGCGCUUCCUUCCUGGAUUCGUCCGCUCGCGUCCUCCUGGAAGCCGCUUUCGUGGCCGCUCAGCUCUACCUCUAUGGUCUCUCCGUGCCGCGCAGCUUCCUGUGUUACGAGGCUCCGUGCGUGUCCGGCGUGGCCUGCUACACCUCCAGGCCCACGGAGAAGACCUUAAUGAUGAUCUUCAUGCUGGGAGUCGCUUCCCUCUCCUUCCUGCUCGGCCUGAUCGACUUGGCUUGUUCCCUGAGGCGCGUGGCGGGACGCAAGAGGAAGAGGGAGGUGCUGAAUGAGGAAGAGCUGAGCAGAGGGGAACAGAACAUCGUGUUUAUGGGUAACGGAGUUCUGGAGGACAAGACUGCUCCGAACGGAGGGGAGGGACUCUGGAGGGGAGUCGACGACCGUGCCACGCCCGCCGCUGCCGCCGACUCCUCCGUGAACGCCGUCGUUCCACAAGCUCCCAGGAUCCACCUGGUCGGCCUCGGCGGCGCCUCGAUCGCACGUGGCCGCGUGCUCCGAGAGGGCGGGAGGUCGGCGGCGUCCGCGUUCAGCUACGUCCUGCAUGACGACACGCCAUCCCCGUCUCCUCAGAGGGACCGGCGGACAGCGCCCGGCCCCGGCGUCAUCAUCACCACGCCAACGGGAAACAAGAGGCUGGGCCAGUACGCCUCCAUGGUGGGCACCGGGGAGGAGCAGCACUCUGACAGCAGUGGGAUCCAGGAUAAGAGGGCGUAUGUGUGACUCGGCACAGGGCCUGUCCGUUUAAGGGUUAGCUGAGGAAACUUGAGGGAGUUUGUAAAAUAUCUAUACUCAUAGGUUAUUUUAUACCUUAUAUGAAUAUAUAUUAUUUUCUUCAUUGUGGAUAUAUAAAGAAAAUCCAUCCAUCGCAUAUGGAUAUUAGUU
This is a messenger RNA of Hypomesus transpacificus, 1461 nucleotides long. Its product is annotated as gap junction delta-4 protein-like. The record is from RefSeq and is a predicted model, not a curated record. NCBI's taxonomy places the organism in Eukaryota, Metazoa, Chordata, Actinopteri, Osmeriformes, Osmeridae. Bases 115 to 1299 code for a protein of 394 amino acids. Gene Ontology annotation, biological process: cell communication. The transcript is spliced from 2 exons. Gene Ontology annotation, cellular component: connexin complex.